Molecule: messenger RNA, 1680 nt
Organism: Nerophis lumbriciformis (worm pipefish)
Lineage: Eukaryota; Metazoa; Chordata; Actinopteri; Syngnathiformes; Syngnathidae
Source: RefSeq, a predicted model, not a curated record
AUGUGCUGUCUGCGGCCGUCCUUUACAGUCUGGAUACUUCUCCUUUUCAUUGAGGAGGGAUUUGCUCGGGCUCAAAAGACUGCAGAUGGCGGCGCCGCGUCCAAAGGGGUGAAACCAUCUCCAAGACCUUCACGUUCUCGCUAUUGCGGGAACUGGGUACGAAAUGCGGAUGGUGGUAGCUUCAGCUCCCCUAACUACCCCAACACCUACCCGCCCAAUAAGGAGUGCCUGUAUGUGCUGGAAGCGCUCCCCCGGCAAAGGAUCGAGCUGCUGUUCAACAAGUCCUUCUACAUCGAAGCGUCCUUCGAGUGUCGAUUCGACCACAUAGAGGUGCGCGACGGGCCCUUCAGUUUCUCGCCGCUCAUCAAUCGCUUCUGCGGCGCCAAGUGUCCCGGGCUCGUCCUCUCCAGCGGACGAUUCAUGUGGAUCCGCUUCUACAGCGACGAAGAGCUGGAGGGCAUCGGCUUCCGAGUUCACUACAGCUUCACGGCAGACCCGGAGUUCCAUCUGCACGUUGGAGGACUCCUAAACCCGAUCCCAGAUUGUCAGUUUGAGCUGUCCGGGGCUGACGGCAUGAUCCGAUCUAGUCAAGUGGAGGAAGAGUACACACUCAUGCCUGACCAGGCCGUCGACUGCAUCUGGACGAUACGUGCCCCCAAGAACAACAAGAUUUACCUAAGAUUCCUGGAGUACCAGAUGGAGAACUCCAAUGAGUGCAAGAAGAACUUUGUGGCUGUUUAUGAUGGGAGCAACGCCAUCGAGGAUCUCAAGGCCAAGUUUUGCAGCACGGUGGCCAACGACGUCAUGCUAGACACGGGUGUGGGCGUGAUCAGGAUGUGGGCGGAUGAGAACAGCCGCCUCAGUCGCUUUCGGAUGUUGUUCACCUCUUUCUCUGACCCUCCCUGCGUAGGCCGCACAUUCUUCUGUCACAGCAACAUGUGCAUCAACAACUCUCUGGUGUGCAACGGUAUACAAAACUGUGUCUUUCCCUGGGACGAAAGCAACUGUAAAGAGAAGAAGCAGAAAGGAAUCUUCCAGCACAUGACGAGAACUCACAGUACGGUGAUCUGCGUGUCCACGGGUUUGGUUAUGCUUCUCCUGGUAAUCUCCAUUUUAGUGCAAAUCAAACAGCCGCGCAAGAAGGUGUUGGUACGCAAGAAUAACUCGUUCCAGCGCGACAACUUCCAUGCGGCGUUUGAGCCUCCGCAUUAUGAACUAUUGACGCUCAGAGAAAAGAAGCUGUCAGGAGAACUGGGAGAACUUUCGGAGGAGCUUCAAUCCCUGCAGGCCCUGAGAAGGUCAUCAUCUUCCGGUUCUCGCUGCGUUCACGAGCACCACUGCGGCUCUCAGGCUUCGCUCAACUCCAUCAAAGGCGCUCUCGGGGUGUGUCGCGGCUCUUCGGAGCCGACCCCGAUCCGUGGCGACCUGCAGAGGGGGGUGCCUUCUCUGCGCGACUCCGCCGGGAGCCUGCGAAAGAAAAGCUGGCCGAGCGUCAAAGCCGCCGUCGCCCUCCGUGAUCGCGAAUGCCUGCAAGAGCGACACCACUGCGUCGUGGAGGAUCACGAAGACGACCGGGAAGCGAGCGACGGCGCCGGUUAUGAUGUUUACGUGCACGGGCCCGCUAGCAGGAGGGGUCGCUACGUAAUGACCCAACAAAGAUCUUUAUCUAUGGAUUUUUAA